GGUUCACAUACUGACAUGAGAUGGCACGCCCUUUGUAGUGUGCGAUUCAAGGUAUGUCAUGUGGUUUCUCUCGUCAGAUCCCCGGGUGAUUACACCUGCUCACUAUCGUCCCAAGACUGCUUAACGAGAAACGCCUACAACGAGGCCAAGUGUGCCAGAUUCGUCGAUGCUCUUUACGAGUGCUGCCAGGUGUUCUACGAAAGGAAUGGCGAAAAGGCAGUGACUGCUAGCUGUCCAAAACCAGACCUCUUGCGGUUGAAAAUGGAGCAGAGGAGAAAGGGUAUUCAGUAGACGGCAAGGGAAUUGGGAAUGUAUCACUCGUCCAAAUAUGUCCACCUAAACGGCCCCAAAAGGCGUUAGGUAACCGGAGAGGAGGGUGCAUAUUUCCUCUAGGCUAUCAUUGAGCGCGCGAGAGGCCACGAGGGCCUGAGCAAGCAAUGAAGGGCUUGCUCCGAGACUCUAAUAUGAAUGCCAUGGACAUUGUGCAGAAGAAAGAAAAAGAAAUCGUUUUUUUGGGGCUUCUCGACGACUUUUCAACGCAG
Messenger RNA from Thermothelomyces thermophilus ATCC 42464, 542 nucleotides. RefSeq lists its product as uncharacterized. The transcript has a single exon. The record is from RefSeq and is a predicted model, not a curated record. Lineage: Eukaryota; Fungi; Ascomycota; Sordariomycetes; Sordariales; Chaetomiaceae. Bases 16 to 291 code for a protein of 91 amino acids.